AGGCUCCGGGUCCUGUCGGAUGUCGGGAUGAGCCCGGGUGGAUUCCCAGGAAAAGGCGGAAAUUCCCCGCUCUUCCUUUCUUCUCCUAUGCAAAAACACAAUGGCGGGAACGGAACUGGAAAAGGGGCGGGAAGAGGGAAGGGCUGGAUGGGCCAAGGGGAUUCCGGGUGGGAAUCCGGGAUCCUUCCCGGGCUGGGAGUUUGGGAUCCUUCCCGUGAUCCUUGCCCAUGGUGGGAGCCUGGGAUCCUUCCCAUGGCAGGAGGAGGGGAUCCUUCCCGAGAUGGGAAUCUGGGAUCAUUCCAUGCUGGGAAUCUGGGAUUGUUCCAUGCUGGGAAUCUGGGAUCAUUCCUGGGAUGGGAAUCUGGGAUUGUUCCAUGGUGGGAAUUUAGGAUCAUUCCAUGGCAGGAGGAGAGGAUCCUUCCCAUGCUGGGAAUCUGGGAUCAUUCCUGUGGUGGGAAUCUGGGAUCCUUCCAUGCUGGAAAUCUGGGAUCCAUCCCAGGACCCUUUCCCACAGCUGGAACUUCCCAUGGUGGAAUCCUGGGAUAUUCCCGGGGUGCUGCCCCAGGGCUGGAUCCCAAGGGUGGAUCCCGAGGGUGGAACAACACCAGAUCCCAAUUUCCGGAGAUCCCAAUUCCCACUCGAUCCAGGCUGCUGAAGUUCCCAGGGCGGAUCUGUCCCGUCCGUGUCCCGCGUUCCCGCUGUUCAUUCCCGGUAUUCCCGCCGUUCAUUCCCGGUAUUCCCGCCGUUCAUUCCCGGUAUUCCCACUGUUCAUUCCCGGUAUUCCCGCCGUUCAUUCCCGGUAUUCCUGCCGUUCAUUCCCAGCGUUUCCCGCUGCCUUCCCCGUGCUGUCAUUCCCGAUUAUUUAUGCUCCCGCGGGAUAGCGAUGGAAUAAAACCUUUGCAGGAUACCAGAGCUGUGUUCCCGCUUUUCCUUCUCCAUCCUGGGGGAUCCCAAAGGAAAUCCUGGGAUUUGCGAUUCCUCCGGAGCAGCUGGAUCCCAGGAUCCGGGAGCUCCUCGUUCCCAGCCCAGCAAAGCCAGGAGAGGAUUUUCCGGGAGAAAGGCUCCAGUUUUCCGGGAUAAUCCUGUGGAAUUCCCGAGGGAAAACAUUCCAGGAGGUUCACUCACCCCCAACCUCGCCCUGGGCUUCAUCCAAAAAAUUUCAGGGAGGCAAAGGGGAUAAAAAUCUGGGAAUUCCCACUUUUCCAGAGCCACAAUUCCUUCUUUUUAUGGUCCUAGAAAAAUCUGGGAAUUCCCGCUUUUCCAGGGUUGCCAUUCCUUGUUUCAUUUUUUCCCGGAAAGAAUUCCAGAGGCGGGAUUUGUAUCAAAAGCUUUAUUGAAAUUCCUCAAAGCCAAACAGACAAAAACUCCAAAGGUGGCUCUGCCGGGCCCCCAAAUUCCCAAAAAAAAAAUCCUGGAGCCGCUGGAUUUCUACACACGGAAGCUUUCCUAGGAAAUCCAUGUCACUUCCAAAGGGAUUUUUCCCAUGGGAUCUGGACAUUCCCCAAGGAUUUUCCGGGUUUUUUGCCUCCCCCAAGGUAAGAAAAUCCAAUUUUCAGGAAUUUCCAUGGAAUUUCAGGCGU
Parus major (Great Tit) is the source of this 1580-nucleotide messenger RNA. RefSeq lists its product as uncharacterized. Lineage: Eukaryota; Metazoa; Chordata; Aves; Passeriformes; Paridae. The record is from RefSeq and is a predicted model, not a curated record. Bases 28 to 1080 code for a protein of 350 amino acids. The transcript has 2 exons.